Messenger RNA from Etheostoma spectabile (orangethroat darter), 1732 nucleotides. It is a transcript of the gene pcmt1, whose product is annotated as protein-L-isoaspartate (D-aspartate) O-methyltransferase. Gene Ontology annotation, cellular component: cytoplasm. The transcript has 8 exons. Gene Ontology annotation, biological process: protein modification process. The record is from RefSeq and is a predicted model, not a curated record. Gene Ontology annotation, molecular function: protein-L-isoaspartate (D-aspartate) O-methyltransferase activity. NCBI's taxonomy places the organism in Eukaryota, Metazoa, Chordata, Actinopteri, Perciformes, Percidae. Bases 86 to 895 code for a protein of 269 amino acids.
AUGUUUUUAAAAGUAUUUUAAAAAUGCCCCUGUUCAGCAUCAGGGUGUGUGUUAGGAAGACCGCCCCGCGGUGAAAUCGUUUCGGAUGCCUCGUGACGCAUCCGCCGCUCCGCCGCCCGCUCUGGAGGUUGUCAGCUUCCUCGGUAAAACGGUUGGCGCAGGCGCGGCACUGACAGCUGCUGUCUACUUACUCCGCAAAGUGUGUUUAAUAAUGGCCUGGAAAUCUGGAGGAGCCAGCCACGCAGAGCUUGUUAACAACCUCCGCAAAAAUGGCAUUAUUAAGUCCGACAAGGUCUAUGAAGUCAUGCUGGCAACAGACCGAGCCCAUUUCUCUAGGUGUAAUCCGUACAUGGACUCGCCACAGUCAAUAGGCUACCAAGCAACCAUCAGUGCCCCACACAUGCACGCCUACGCCCUGGAGCUUCUACAUGACCAGCUGUAUGAGGGAGCCAAAGCUCUGGACGUUGGCUCCGGCAGUGGAAUCCUCUCGGUUUGCUUCGCACGAAUGGUUGGGGCUAAAGGGAAAGUUAUAGGAAUUGAUCACAUCAAAGAGCUUGUAGAUGAUUCUGUAACCAAUGUGAAGAAAGACGACCCCAGUUUGAUAACAUCGGGCAGAGUCAAGCUACUAGUGGGAGACGGGCGAUUGGGCCACACUGAGGAAGCGCCUUAUGAUGCCAUCCAUGUUGGCGCAGCAGCACCCAAUGUCCCCCAAGCUCUUCUAGACCAGUUGAAGCCCGGCGGGCGGCUGAUUCUGCCCGUUGGCCCGGCGGGAGGAAACCAGAUGCUGGAGCAGUAUGAUAAGUUGGAGGACGGCAGCACCAAAAUGAAGCCCUUGAUGGGGGUGAUUUAUGUGCCUUUAACAGACAAAGACAAGCAGUGGUCCAGGUGGAAGUGACUUCCUUCUCCCCCUCCUCCCUCUCUCUCCUUCUCACAGUGGCAAAGGGAUGAACUUUGAAGAGGAAGACAGUCCAUAAUCCACCUUUAAGUUUGAACCUGGAAAAAAAAACUUGGAUGGGGGUCAUACAGCCCAUAAGCAUAACAAAACAUGCUCUUUUUGUUUAAGUCUAACAAUGGACUAGAGUAUCACAUUGAUGACAGCCAAGAAGGGCUGGGGAGAAAGACUGCUUGAUGCUCAGCACAGAAAUAGUGGUAAAGGCUUUUGUUUUUAUUUUUUUAUUUUCAGGCCUGCAUCUUUUUGGUUAUGUAUUCUUUCUUAACGGCUGGAUUUUUUCGUGUGGUUUAUUUGAUUUGCAAUCAGCCAUUUUUGCAGUAUAACAUUUCAGCAGCAUCAAAGCUGACUGUAGGAGGAACGCCGGACAACAACGAGGAAAGCCUGAAACUUAUAGAUAACUCACCUAGCUACGGCGUGUGUGUGUGGAUCAUCUAACUGUAGACUUCUCUGCUAAAAUAUGAGCUUUUGCCAGCAGUAUUAGUACACACACACACACACACACACAGGCAACACAAUGGCUGAUGUAACCCACAUGUCCUGUUGGAUGUGCAGCACUCUUAUGUCAUUCUACACAUAGAAUAAGUAACACAUUGGAUUAUACUGCACGUACUGCAAAGAGAGCUGAGCACUAAUAACACCGACACAUACAGGGCUGUGCUUUCCACCUGGUGAUCUGUUGCUUUCCGCCGCUGGUAUUUCAUUAACGAUUUGCGCAGGCUCUUCUGGUGACUGAUACCAAAUGGGGUAGUCACUGAUUGCCAAAAUAAACUCCCAACAAUA